Messenger RNA from Anopheles coustani, 546 nucleotides. RefSeq lists its product as uncharacterized. The coding region runs from base 1 to 546 and encodes 181 amino acids. The record is from RefSeq and is a predicted model, not a curated record. Lineage: Eukaryota; Metazoa; Arthropoda; Insecta; Diptera; Culicidae. The transcript has 4 exons.
AUGUUCAAGCAGUUAUCUUUGCUGUUGCUGGUAGUGCAGCUGAUUGCACGGAGCACGGCAGUGGUAAAGUUUGAGAACCUCAACUACGAGCUGAACAAGGACUUCAUGCAUGGAAACAUUUUCAUCAAAAGUCAAAACGAUAAGUACUCGUUCGGGGCCGACGUGGAGAUGUCGAAGAAAAUCGAAGGGAGUGUCAUUGUCACGCCGGUCCUGCAGCAUCUGGUCAAGGGCGAGUACCACACGAUGGUGAAUAUCGAUCUGGACACAUGCAAGGUGGACCCGCUGAUGUCGGAAAACUCCAUCGUACGCACGAUCGCCAAGGAAUCGACCAAGUUCAUCAAUUUCUCACUCAUGUGUCCCUACAAUCCGGGUCGCUAUUUGUUAAAUGACUUUACACUCGAUUCGGAAAGUCCACUGCUGAAGCUGAUUCCGAACGGCAAGUACAAGAUGCAGCUGUCGGCAACACACUACCCGACCCCCGAUUCCCCCCCCAUCCCGUUGUUCAAGUACUCGAUCGAUUUCGAGCUGUAUCCUGCCAGCAGCUAA